ACCCGUCACGGGAAAUUCACUAGCUUAUCAGGGCCGUCAGCCUGGGCAGUUGCCUGCUGAGGUGUCUGCCCUCCCGUUCUAGGGCCCGCAGGACCCCUCUCUGGAUCCCAGCUGCACCAACACCCCUCCCCUCCCCCCACUUUCUGCACCCCGCGCUGGGGGUGCGGGUGGGGCGUGCGCCAGAGGGUUCACUGCAAAAGCUUGGGGUGAAGUGUAAUUAGUCGUCCUGAUUGGAGGCGUUGCCUGCAGCCCAGCCCUCCGCCCUCCCUGCGGAUUCAGCCCCGCCUGCCGGCUGCGUCCCCAGGUGCUUUCCUAGCCUGGAUCCUCCUCCCCAGGUACUCCUCUGAUUGAGGUGGUCCACCUGCAAUAAUCUCCAGUCCUAGCUGUUCCUCUGACAGGUACUUCCCCAAGUACUCCUCAGAUUCAGGUGUUGCUCCUCCAGAGGUUCUCCUCCCUAGCCCUAGUGGACUCUGUGCUCCAGGGCUGCCUGGCAUCUGGGGGGUCUCCUUGGAGCUACGGCUCUUCUGGCAGAAGCUGAGGCUCACCGGUGUCUCCAGGCCCCUUCAUGAGUGAGGCAAACCAAACCACUGUGGGGCCCUCAGAGCUCUCCACGGCAUCAGCCAUCUCCCCUGGGCUGGGCACUGGGGCCCGGGCAUGGCCUGUGCUGGUGGGCGUCGUGCUGGGGGCUGUGGUCCUCUCUCUCCUCAUCGCGCUUGCUGCCAAGUGCCACCUCUGCCGCAAAUACCGUGCCAGCUACCAGCACCGCCCGCUCCCCGGAACCAGGAAGGGUGUCUGUCCGGAGGUGGGUGAAGAAGAUGACGAUGGCUUCAUCGAGGACAAUUACAUUCAGCCUGGGGCCGGCGGGCUGGGGACAGAGGGCGGCAGGGACCACUUUUCCUUCUGAGCCCCGAUCUUUGGUCACCCCCCACCCAUACCUGACAGCUGAAGGAUAGUGGAUACCACAAGGGGACCGUGAGCCUCAGGGACGGAGGUGUCUAGGGUGUAAGGGCUCACCAGGGGUAGAGCAGUCCUCCCUUCCCUGACACUGCUGCUGCUCGAGUGACAAACUUCCUCUUGCUCAAUCACCCUCGAUGACUCCCUGCUGUUCUCAGGACAGCUACCAAGGGCCGGGCUAGGGAAAUAAGGCCUCUGUCAGCCUCUUGGUUCCCUUUCUUGCCUUUCCCGACACCACUCCCUACUAAAGUAAUUAUUUGUUUUUCCUUCUCUCCUACAUGGUGUUUCUCCAUGCACUUUUUGGUCACACUCUCUCCCCGGCCUAUACUGCCCUUCUGUUCUUGCCAAUCCUCCGUGACUGUGAUGAAAGUCCCUGGUCCAUUGACUCCCUGUAGCCCAUCUACCUGCCAGCAUUUCAAAUGAGCCCGAUGAGAACAUUUUAGCGGGUGCCAAGCAGUGUGCCAACUUUCUUGUUGAAAAUUUUCCCUAUCAAUAAAGUGAGUCAUCUAAACGGUUACAGUA
Leopardus geoffroyi (Geoffroy's cat) is the source of this 1476-nucleotide messenger RNA. RefSeq names its product chromosome C1 C1orf210 homolog (gene CC1H1orf210). The transcript is spliced from 4 exons. The record is from RefSeq and is a predicted model, not a curated record. NCBI's taxonomy places the organism in Eukaryota, Metazoa, Chordata, Mammalia, Carnivora, Felidae. The coding region runs from base 566 to 904 and encodes 112 amino acids.